This is a messenger RNA of Gregarina niphandrodes, 1641 nucleotides long. Its product is annotated as putative protein phosphatase 2C. Lineage: Eukaryota; Apicomplexa; Conoidasida; Eugregarinorida; Gregarinidae. Gene Ontology annotation, molecular function: protein serine/threonine phosphatase activity. The coding region runs from base 1 to 1641 and encodes 546 amino acids. Gene Ontology annotation, biological process: protein dephosphorylation. The transcript has a single exon. The record is from RefSeq and is a predicted model, not a curated record.
AUGGUGGUGUACUGUGAGGCGCCGGCGAACUGGAACUUGAAUGAGGAGAGGGCGACCUUCGCUUCGCGUCCGCCGAGUCUCUACCCUUUUACCAAUGCAGAUGCGGAUGCAGAGGCAAAUGCGAAGCCGAAUUGCGGUGGGGCGGAUUCGAACCCGGGAGUGGCCGAUUCCAACUCAUCGUCGAACUCGGCUGGAGGAAACUCGGCCGCUGGAAGUUGGAGUCGUACCAGUGCCAGCGGGUGGAGCAAGACACGGACACCGUACUUCCGACACGCGGACAACGGCGGUCUAUACCCAAAACAGGUGACGACGCCACUCAUGUUCUCCGACUGCGGGUCGUUGAAGGAACUCCAGGCGGCAGAGCAAGCGCGCGACAAGACCUACGAAGAGACGCUGACGCGACAACCCACGGACUGGAUGUUUCCCGCGGCAAUGCGGCAGAGCAACUCCAACCACCCUGUGGAAGACCGAGGUGUUUUUGCCACUCUGUCUUACGCGGGCAAUUUUGUGGCCGGCACGGAGCCUGCAAUAAAUUCUGGUGGCGCUCAAGACUGUGGUAGCACUCAAACUUCUGAUGGCAGUCAAGACUAUAGUGGCGCCCAAACUUGUGAUGACGCCCAAGACCCCAGUUCCGUGUCUGGGAGAAAAGCUGAGUUGAUAGACGGGGAACAAUCGGGUCGACAGUGGAUGAUGGCGGCAGUGAUUGAUGGGCACUCCGGUUGGCAGACGUCGGAAUAUGUGGCGAAGAACUUAGCGAAGUUUGUGGACAGCGGUUUGCGACGUGUACGGGGAGUGCUGACAGCGGAUCGAUUGCGGGACGUGCUGACGGAUUCCUUUUUGUCGCUGGAUGAGAGUUUGCGACAGAAGGUGAUUGGUGCGGUGGAGUUGGGGCACAGUUUGGCGGGUAAGCCGGGUGCGACGACAGCCUGUUGUCUUCUCAAUGGUGAGUAUGUGGUAAUGGCGAAUGUAGGUGAUUCUCGUGCCUACUUGUGUCGUGCCGGACGGCCGGUGGCCCUGAAUGCGUGUCACAAUGCAGGAGACCCAGUGGAGAGUGCACGACUAAAGGCCGACCACCCGCAUGACCCAGACAUCAUCCGUUGUCACGAACCGGCGCCUCAAAACACGCGUGUGGUCAGAGACCCGCCGCCGAACUGGUUACUCAAACUGGCUACGGUUACUGGAAUACACGACUACUCGCAACCCCGCCCGCCUACGCCUGCCUGCUAUGUCAAGGGCCGUCUGCAAUUAACUCGUGCUUUCGGAGACUUCUAUCUCAAAGACGCAAAAUUCGCAAACGACUGGACACGCCGCAAACUCAUGGUCGGCCUCCCCCAUAGUUUUCCCUACAUAACUGCGCGACCAGAGAUCACCAUACUCAAACAAGACUACGCCGCAGAUGAGUUCAUCAUCAUCGCCAGCGACGGCGUCUGGGAUGAACUGACUCCGGAAGAAGCAUGCGCUAUCGCCAGCAACCAUAACUCACCCGCCGCUGCCGCCACCGCCAUCCAAAGAGCUGUAAUCGAACGCGUUGCUUGGAAACACUACAAAACCAAAAGAGACAUCACCUCCAUGACCCCCAAACAACGCAGGGCACAUAUCGACGACAUUACCUGCAUUGUUAUCGACCUCAAACCCCAGUAG